ACUGUUUUGACCGAGCAGCCGGGGAAAGGGGGUGUGGCCAGGCGACGGCGCUUCCCCGCGCGGACUGGUUUCUUGCAGAAACAGGAGCUGCAGCCGCCGCCGCUACCAUCGGAAAUUUUGGACGGACCAUGUUCCGAGGAAGCUGGGAACAGCCAGGCAGUUAGCUGCGCGGGCUCGAGCUGGAACUGGUAACGCGCCCCAAGCUGCUGCUGGGGGAGGCCCCUCCCCAGCCCCCCAGAGACGCGUCCACGCCGGGGGGCAACAGCGUUCUCACCACCAGCUUCAGCGCCAGCUCGGUGAGGAGCAUCAGUAGUAACACCAGCAGCUCCAGAUCCAGCAGCACCAUGGAUCUCUCCUUUAUGGCCGCGCAGCUUCCAGUUAUGGGAGGAGCCUUCAUGGACUCACCCAAUGAGGACUUUAGCACAGAAUACUCCUUGUUUAAUUCAUCUGCCAGUGUCCACGCAGCUGCCUCGAUGCCGAGCCAACCUGAAGAGGCAUCCCGUUCUUCAAAUGAUGCCAUUUUGUUAUGGAUUGCAAUUAUAGCCACAAUUGGGAACAUUGUAGUUGUUGGAAUUGUGUAUGCCUUCACGUUCUGAGAAGAAAGGAGAACGGCCCAGGGAGGUGGACAGUUGCUGUUUCACAAGCGCAGAUAUGUAGAUAUAUGUGCGCAUGCCUAUUUAGAAAUGUAUAUCUUUAUAAACAUAUGUAGGUAGACACUGUUCUUACCUAAGACCAAGUUUAACAACCGCUGGCCAAAAAAUAACAGUAACAAAAACCCACUACCCUUGAAGACCUUUGUAACUGGUGUAGGGAUGAAGCAUCUCAUUAACAGCAUAAUCUGCUAAAUGUAAAACUAAUGUGAAAAGCCAGUGUGAACCACAGUGCACACAACAGAACAGGCCAGUUUGCUCAGCAAGGGCUCUGUUGCUGGGUGGCUAACAAAUCUGUUGCUUAUCUUAUUUCCCUAUGGUUUUAGUAUCUAAUUACUCCUGGAUUGGAGUCUUGUACAUGAAUAUCUUCUCUCUUACAUUCCACUGGUUGUCUGUUCUCUUGCCCUCCAUAAGCCCAGGACUAGUAAACAUCUAGAUCUGUUUUGAAUUUUGUGUGUGUGUGUGGGGGAAACGUCAGGAAGUUUAUAAUCAGAUGGCAUGUGGAGUAGCACCCCCGCACCUCCCCUUUGUUAUUGUUGUUCAUUACAAGGUUCUGCAAGCCAAAUGUACAUAGCAAUGUUGUAAUUGGUUUUAUCGAUGCUGAGUGAGUUUUCCCAGUGCUUCAUCUGUAGGAGAAAGAAAACAGCUCCAACGUCUGGAAAGCUGUGGAAUCCAAAUGUGUGAAUCUGGAAACACUGGGUCUGAAAGAAUGACAUGGUAGAAGUGCCAGUUCUUACAAAGAAAUGGAGGCUUGCAAUAUUAUUGUUGGUAGAGCCUUAUGUUGAUCUUGAGAGGGAAACAUAAUGGCCACAGUCCAAAAAGGCAGUCUCUCUCUCUCUCUCUCUCUCUCUCUCUCUCUCUCUCUCAUACACACACGCACACAUGCACAAGUUCUGAUGUCUUCUAAUCCAACUGUAUGGGCCAACAUUUGAUGGAGCAGAACAGAAUGAGAUGUCCUUGUGUGUCUGUGGCUUUGAAGUCAAUACCUCUCUUUUACCUGUUCCGUGGAGAUACUUGUGUAAAACCUCAUGUCAAAGGGAAUUUGGGGGAAGGUCUCCUUUUGUUUUGUUUUGUUCUAUUCUGUUACCCCUCUAAGCUAGGGAUGGAGAAUCUGCACCACUCCAGAUGUUGCUGGAACUCUCAACGCCGAGCAGCCCAGCCAGCAUAGCCACAGAUCAGGGAUUAUAGGAGUUGUAGCCCAACAGGUUCCCCAUCUCUGCUGUACACGCAUUGCCAUUUUUGCCAGCUGCUACUGUUCCUCUGCCUCAUCAUUGCUAUCACCCAUGCUUGCUUACCUGCCAGACAAGAGUCAAUGAGCUGGCAGGCAGUGACAGCUACUUUUCCUCCUCACCAUCAGAACACCUAGAGGUCCAAGGGUUCCUGACCUUUGAUCUAAGCCAUUGUUUUAUACUGCUAAUAAUGUCUUUUGCUGCCUUCACACCACAAAUGGAUUUUCUUUGGGGUAAAGAAAGCUCUCCCCUUUUUCCAUAUCCCCCACAACACACACACAAACACUGCCUCACAUUGUGGACCACAUGUGAUUAUUUCUCAAGAGUGUCCAUAUUUUCUUCUGGCCAACUUUUGGGCUCUGCUCACUUUAGUGGCUAUUGUUAUAAGCAAUUUAAUGGGAGUUCUCCCUGCACUCAAAACACUAUUGGCUGUCAGUAUGAUAUAUAAAAAUGUAAUCAUAACAAAUGCUCUUGCAGUUUAAUCUUCCAGUGUUUCCAAAAGUUGAUGUAGCAAUCCUGGCGACAACUUCCCAUACUGCAAUCUGAAAAGGUGCACAGGAUAACCCCUUAAUUGCCAGCGGUCUGAUCCUAUAGCGGCUACAAUCCUGUGCACACUUUUCUGUGCCUUAUGGAACAAGGUGGGCAAAAUACGCAUAGGUCUAGACAGUGGCAUUUCUGUCCCAAAUAACUGCAGAGUUAAAGAUGGAGAGUUGAGGAAACCUCUAAGGAAGACUGAAGUAGAAGGGAAAUUGCAGUAUGGCUAGAGAAUAAUUUUAGGCAACUUCUCAAACACAUGCACUUAUGCAUGACAAUGCCUUGGGGUCCAGCCUUCAAGCAAUUGAUUGGCAAUAUAUGUUUCUGCACCUUACCAUUAUUUUCCAUCAAGUUCUCAGUCAUCAUUGGAUCAUACAGUGGGUACCUUCAUUCGAGUCUACUAUUCAAAUCUGAAUUCCAUUCCUACUUCCCAUUUCAAAAUGCUAAUGAAAAAUAAAUGAGUUCAAUUUCA
Messenger RNA from Rhineura floridana, 2885 nucleotides. It is a transcript of the gene C2H14orf132, whose product is annotated as chromosome 2 C14orf132 homolog. The record is from RefSeq and is a predicted model, not a curated record. The transcript is spliced from 2 exons. Bases 345 to 596 code for a protein of 83 amino acids. NCBI's taxonomy places the organism in Eukaryota, Metazoa, Chordata, Lepidosauria, Squamata, Rhineuridae.